GCACUACUACUCUUGGUUUGGUCCAUCAGUUAUGCAAUCUAUGUCUAAUAUCGGAAAACAAAAUCAUCACUACAACAUGAAACGGAAGCUCUCCACUUCUCAAGUGCAACCAACGCCCAUCCAGUGCGGUACAAGUUGUGUUCAUUUAAACGCGGUUACGUAUCUUCUCAAUUUUCCCUUUUCUAUCUUAUGCAGCCCGGUCGGUGGUGGUGCCAUAAUAUCUCCCUCUGUUUCGAAAACCAUUCAAGUGUUAAAUAAUCUCCGAUCGCCUGGGCUGCAAAAUUGUCUACUUCGCAGAAAAGUAGACAAACAAAAGCCUAUAAGUACAUGUUCCGAGCAAUCAUAAAUCGUCAAGUGAUUAAUGCUCGCAGUUUUGCUUGGUGACAGUGCGAGGUAUAAAGCAGUAAAAUGUUGCGAUCACGUACUUUGAUUGCCGCUGCACUGGUGAUCUAUGGUUUAUCCAUCGAUCAUCAGCGCUGUCACGCCAUUGAAAAGAUUCGUAAUUUGAUUGCUCAUCAUCGUGGAAACGGUGUCAGAACGGCGAAUGGUGUCGAAAAGCGACCGACUUUGAAUACGGCGACGCGAGUGACUCGGCAGACCACUGAAGAUGACGACGACGAUAAAGACAGUUCGAUGCAAUAUCUCCAUUAUGCCGCGAGGAGUGAUGAUGACAAUCAAUAUCGUGAUCACGAUUAUGACAGUGCCUCCGAUGAGGAGCUAGCGGUGAGGAAUCAACGACGAGCCGGUGUCACUGGGCCAGUGCAUACCUACAUAAAAACGGACAAAAAUGCCAACUUUAAAUGGGGAGUGAGACACUUUGUUGGAAAGCGGUACCGAGGUGGACGGAGGUGGCCUUAACUUGAGCUCGCGGCAGGUCGGUCUGCUCUAUGUGCCUCGAUGGUCAACGGAGACGGACAAAAUCAACUCCGAUUUCUGUGUUGUUUCUUUUCUCUGAUGGUUUUAUACACAAGUUUGUUGAGCACCGCUAUUAUAAUUAAUGACCGGUUUUAAGUAUGCAUUAUAUGAGCUCCAGUGAUGUUUUGAGCUUCCUAGUAUACCAUGAAGACAUCAAGUCUGAUUUAAUCAAUUUAUUGCUGUGUGAAUUGCACUUGCCUCUUCCUAAUCCCUACAUAAUCCAUUGUAUAAUUUUCAGCAUAGGUUUUCGCAUAUGCGUGCUAUCGAAUCAAUUAAUCUGUUCAAUUUUGCAACCAUAGGAACAACCGUAUUCUACCUUUUCGAUCAGCUUAAAUAGAAGUUUACUGUUUAAUUAGAAAACUAAAUCAAAGGAAUUUUUUUUUGUUGUUCAAAUUCCUAAAGAAAAGUUCAUACUUAACCCUUUGGGCAGACCCUAAUUGAAAAAAUGUGUAAAAUUAGGUACCCACUUGAUGAAGGUAAACUCUAAC
Molecule: messenger RNA, 1403 nt
Organism: Aedes albopictus (Asian tiger mosquito)
Lineage: Eukaryota; Metazoa; Arthropoda; Insecta; Diptera; Culicidae
Exons: 2
Coding region: 409-858 (149 amino acids)
Source: RefSeq, a predicted model, not a curated record